Racocetra persica is the source of this 452-nucleotide messenger RNA. Lineage: Eukaryota; Fungi; Glomeromycota; Glomeromycetes; Diversisporales; Gigasporaceae. The record is from the annotation of a GenBank genome assembly.
AUGGAAAGAAAAACUGUUCAAGCUUUAAGUCACAAUUGGACUUCUACCCAACGGUCUAACGUUGCAACUUUAUGUGCCCACAUUGUUUACGAAAGUGUAUGGUCGAAUAAAGACGUUGAUUUAGAAUGGAAACAGCAAUUUCUUGCUGAUCUAUUUCAACAUUUAGCUGUUGACAAUACAAAAGAUAUUCGUCAGGAAAUUAUUUCGGAAAUUUUAUUAGUAUGUCUUGGGCUCACGCGAAGCGAGAUAAGCAAUUCCAAUGAAGGAUUACAUCUAAAAGAAAAAGUGAAUGAUCUAGUAUCUAAUGGAAAUAAUGUUGAUACGCAAUUAACUGACUCGAUAGUCUUAGUGAAUAAGCCGGUAGAAUAUGAUGCUCGAUCGAGAGCAGUUUUAUUCAAGCAUGCGCAAUAUUUAAAUGUUUCCAUAACUGAUGUCAAGUCAUUAGAGAGAGA